AUGGUGCAGGUCGUCCUAUACAGCACCACCUCCGCCGCAACACUGAAGGUGAAAACGGACAUCACCAAGAUCAGACACAUCCUCGACGCCAAGAAGGUCCCAUACGAGGAGGUGGACCUAGCUUCCACCCCCGAGCGCCGAGCAUCCAUGCUGGCAGGCUCCGAGGGCCUCCUCGCGCUCCCCCAGCUCCACGUCGACGGCCGGCUGGUGGGCGUGGCGGACUCCGUGCAGGAGUUGGAGGACUGGGGCGAGCUCGACGCCCUGCUGCGCGGGGAGGCGUCCGCAGCCCCGGCGGCAGCCCAGUAG
Auxenochlorella protothecoides is the source of this 306-nucleotide messenger RNA. Its product is annotated as Glutaredoxin-1. Lineage: Eukaryota; Viridiplantae; Chlorophyta; Trebouxiophyceae; Chlorellales; Chlorellaceae. Bases 1 to 306 code for a protein of 101 amino acids. The transcript is spliced from 3 exons. The record is from RefSeq and is a predicted model, not a curated record.